CUCGGAAGAGGCUGAACCAACAAAUCAUCUCCCAACGCCCCGAUGGCUGCCGCCACGCGAGAGGAGGCGGACCCGGGGGAACCGGAAGAUGCGCUUCCGCUGCGAAGGCUCUUCUCGCCCUCUCUGGCGGAAAGGGAGAGGUGCUGCCGGAGCCUGGCGUCGGAGAGACUGGAGACGUUUCGCCUCCCCAGGCCCAGAAGGCGCUGCUGGCGCAGCUGGCGGCGACGGAGGGGAAGCUCCGCCUGUCGGCGCUGCGGGCGCUGCUGCGCCAGAAAUGGGACGCUGAGGUGCUCAACCGGGCCGUGCGCGUGCCCCCCUUCCAGAAGGAGGAGGAGGAGACAACGCUACAAAGAGGCCCGUGGAGCAGUGGUACGGCGCCUUGUUCUUCGUGUUGGACGACGAGGACUCCGAGGUGCGGGCGGUGGGCCUGGACGUGCUGACGGCGGCUCUCUGCAACUGCGACCUGAAGGCUACGGCGCUCGAGGGCUUGUUCCAGCGCCUGGCCACCGUGGCCUCCCUGUGUCUCCACGACCCAAAGGCGGCGGUGCGGGGUCGUGCGGCCGCGGCGCUGGUGGAGGUGAUGACCUGCCGCAAAGUGGCCCUCAGCGCCGGGAAGACGGACAAGGCGAGCCCGGGGCUGGGCACGGUGCUCCAGGCCUUUGUGCGGGAUCCCCGGGUGGUGCUGGAGGUGGUGGCGGCCGCGCGCUUCGGGGACCUGCAGGCGCUGCAGCAGGCGCUGCAGUGGAGCCUGGAGGCCAAGCUGGAGGAGCCUUGGGCGCGGCGGCUGGCGCGGCACCUGGGCGCCGAACUGUUCCGCCUGGAGGCGGCGCCCAAGGAGAGCCCUCGGGCAAGCGGAAGCGCGAGGCCAAGUUGGAUCGCAGCCUGCCACCGGGGACCAGGCUCCUUACCGCGUCGCUGCUUCGGGGCGCGGACCCGGUGGCGCCGGCAGGCCUGGCUGUGGCGCUGGCGCAGGGCAAGGGCUCCGUGCAGCUGGAGAGGUGGGAGCUGAUCUGCCAGGCGGCGCAGGACAAUUUGGAGCUGCGAGGGCUGGAGGCGCUGCCAUUGAGGCAAGAUGACGGCGCCUCACCUGCCCAGUUCGGCCCUCCGAGGGCUGCCUUCGAAGAUCUCUGGCGCCAAAUGGCGCAGGCAGGCGCCGUGGAGUUGCGCCGGCUCUGCCGGCAGUUGGGUCAGUUCCAGAAGUCCUUGUCCGCGCAGCUGGAGGAGCCUGAAGAUGAGUCCGAUGCAGGCGAGCGAGGCCUGGCUCGGUGCCUCGGCGCCUACGCGGCGGCGGCGCGCUGCGCGGGCCUGGCGUUGGUGGAAGGCGGUUCGUGGGCGCGAAAGGGCUGGGCGGUGCAGCUCCAUCAGGCCGUGUCUUGGCUCAUGCACGGCUUCGCGUGGGCCGCUUGGCCCAGGGUGCUGCUGGACUUGCGCCGGCUCUCCCUGCAACUGCUGGAAGCGCCGGACCCGGGUGAGGUGCAGGCUCCGCCGCGCUUCCCGUGUCUCUCGGAAGCUCUCGCGCUGGCGGCCCCCUACGAAGCUCGGCUGGUGCUGGCCAAAAGGCCGCGCUUCUGCCGGCGAAUGGGCCUGGGCCAGGCUCAGGUGGAGGUGCGUGGGCUGCGACGAGGCCUGCGCCUGGUGGAGGCCUUCGGUUCCGAGCGCCUCGAGCUUGAGGUGCCUGACCAGGGCGAGUCCAGGUGCCGGGUGCUGCUGCCGUCGCCGGAGUUGCCGGCCACAGUGCAGCUUUUCCUGGAUGUGGAUGCGGCUGCCGCAGGCUCGGAGGCGGAGGCCGGAACCGGCCUGGAGCCGGGCGGCGCUCUGCACAGGCAGCUGAACCUGCUGCCCCUGACCUUGCCGCAAGACCUGGGCUUCGAGUGAAGUUUCGGAGCCCAAGCUCUGCUCCGCUCCGCUCAACUCGGCGCUCGGCGCCGCGAGCACCGCCUGGCCGGGUGACGGGUGGCGCGCCGGUGUCGCGGUGUCGGGGGGGGGGCGACUGUCCUCGAGUGAAGAACCGAAACCGAAACCGCAGGAAGGAGACUUGCGAAUCUGGAGGAUGGAAGAUGGCAAUUGCGCUUUUUUGUUUUUCCGAGUGUGCAAACAAGCUCUGGCUGCUUCUGGUUGCUGCGGUGUUGGUCAAUCAAUUGAGCAACUGAAGGGCAACUUCUUUCUCCCGGCAGUGGAUGGGGCAAGAAAUCGACCCUCUCGGGAGCCAAGCUGAGCAGCUUGGUGAAGAUCACUGGGGCCCCAGCCCUUGCCCUUUCGAUGAGACGGCCCAAGCGAUAGGGGGCGCAAAGCAGAUGUGGUGGAUUCGAGUAGCCUCUCAAGGAGAAAUUGCAAUAGGAAGCUCUCAGAAGCGCGAGGGCUGUGCGGCCCCCAAAUGACACGGACAUGAUCGGCGUGUCAGAAAAGCCUGGCCAAGUUUGACAUGAUCGGAGUGGACUCUUCUGACGAGCAGUCAGUCGAAGCAGCCGUGUUCGUGAGAUCAGCGCUUUUGGGCCCACCUCUACUCCCCUCGGCAUGCCGCACUCACGGGUCGGAGCCGCGACCUGCUUUGAGGAUCGUCGAGUUGCAACGCUGGAGUUUGACCUCGAAGUCAUUGCCAAUGGCCUCUGACUGGAACCCGAAGAGACUCCCUUGAUUGCCACCAGCCCCCGUCCUCGUAGAACAGACGCGGUCUAGAAGUGUCAUGGCAACGUGCUGUGCUGCACUGAUCAGGAAGACGUUGAGAAAGUGCUGGCAACAUGGGCGCGCCUCCUGGAGAUGAGGGGCGAUUUUGAGCCGCAAGCUGGUUGGGUUCUUUGUAUAGCGUGUCGGGCCGGUGAGAUUUGCUUGGUUGAACAUGCUGAACGCCCUGGCCGGGGCGAGGGUCAGCCAAAUGCAGUGAAGGUUGGAGCUGUGGAGCAUC
Messenger RNA from Effrenium voratum, 2902 nucleotides. Lineage: Eukaryota; Dinophyceae; Suessiales; Symbiodiniaceae. The record is from the annotation of a GenBank genome assembly.